Molecule: messenger RNA, 2729 nt
Organism: Megachile rotundata (alfalfa leafcutting bee)
Lineage: Eukaryota; Metazoa; Arthropoda; Insecta; Hymenoptera; Megachilidae
Gene: emei
Product: transmembrane protein 161-like emei
Source: RefSeq, a predicted model, not a curated record
UUUCUGAGAGUACGCGCGUAAACCAAAACUUUUAAAAAUAUACAAGUAUAUAUUCUUUAAAAGAUACUGGUUAUUAAAAUUGAUGUUAUCAAUAAUGUCGGUAUUUCUAAUUGUAUGGCACUAAUAACAGCGGCAUGUGUAGUCCAAAAUUUAUCAUGUAUCUCGUCGGUGCUACUAUUUUGAUGUUUCCCCGCUAGAUGUUCUUACUUCUACCCGAUAUUUCCACCGAAUUACUAUAGAUAGAUUAGGUGUAACUGGAAAUAACCUCACGUCACGUCCCAUGUGAAGAAUUAUAAUGAUGCUGUUGGUUUCACGGGGUUAUAACUAUUUAUAAAAUCAGCUAUUUAAUCGUGUACCAUUUAAAAUGGUCGAAUACGAGUUACCGGUGUUGUACCUGGUAUAACUCAUUGUUGUGUAUUUCAGCAUUUUUUGAUAAUUAAAGAAGAAAUUAAUGAUUUUGUAAUGGAAUAAACACGUUCGUAAGAUCGGUGGAUCUAUUUUUACUUUUUUAAAUUCAUUCACAAGUUCAAUUAUGGCUCUCCUAGGAGCUCAGUUGGUUAUCACUCUUAUUAUGGUUAGUGUCAUUCAAAAAUUAACUCCUCAUUUUUCUCUGGCAAGAUGGAUUCUAUGUUCUACAGGGUUGACACGUUAUUUGUAUCCAACUGAUCAACAACUUAGAACUCUUGCGGGUGUACCUAAAGAAAAACUCAAGAAAAGUAAACACAUGGAAAAUGGAAAGGUUGGAGACGUGUUUCAUGUUCCUAGGAAUUUGAAUAUUACGCUAGAAAGCGUUAAAAUAACCACAUUAGAUGUAGUGCAUUUAAAAUAUUAUACAGAAUAUCAGUGGUUAUUGGACUUUUCUGUUUAUGCUACUGCAGUUUAUAUCAUUACAGAGCUGUAUAAUUAUUUAUAUCCAAUUAAAGAUGAAAUUAAUUUAAGUAUGCUUUGGUGCUCAUUGGUUCUCGGGUUUGCAUUUAAAGUAUUACUUUCCCUUUGGGUACAAUACUUUAAAGGAGAAGAGAGUAUAGGUGAACGAUCUACGUGUAUUGUAACUGGAUUUGCGUAUCUUCUUAUAGCUAUGAUAGUCCUUAUUGUUGAUGAGAAUAAUCUUGAAAUUGGAUUGGAUAAAGCUUAUGCAAGUUUUAACCAUAGUGCAUCACUUUUUUUAGAUAAUCAGGGUCUUUCUUCUACAGGACCUGCAUCCAAAAUUGUUGUGAAGUUCUUUCUUGCCUUGUGGUGUGGCUUGGUUGGUUCUUUAUUUACCUUCCCAGGGUUAAGAGUAUCAAAAAUGCAUUGGGAUGCAUUAAGAUAUUAUAAAGAUCAGAAGUUAUUGUUAUUAAUAGCAAAUAUUAGUUAUGCAUCUCCUCUCUUGUUGGUAAGUUUGUGGAUUAAACCUGUCAGCAGAGAUUACCUCACAAUUCGAAUAUUUACUGGUAUGAAUGAGCCACUUAUGACAGCUUCAGCUUUUGAGAGUAUGAGGUUAAUUGUAAUAGUUACUGCAGUUUUAUUAAAACUUGUUUUAAUGCCAAUGUACUUGCAAUCAUACCUUAAUUUAGCUGUACAACGAUUAGAGAAUCAAAAGAAAGAAGCGGGAAGAAUUACGAACGUUGAUCUACAGAAAAAGAUAGCUGCAGUAUUUUACUAUUUAUGCGUUGUAGCAUUGCAAUUUAUUGUUCCAUUAAUUAUAUGUUUGUUUUUUACAUUCAUGUACAAGACAUUAGUAUUUCUUCUAGGUGGUUAUACAUGGGUAGAUCUUUUUAAGGGCUCAGCAUUUGAAGAAUGUCCUGCAAAUCAACCACCUAAAUCUAUAUCUAACACAAUAAACAGCGAUGAUGAUAAUGAAAAAACCGUUGUGCAAACAGCGCAAGACUUUCAACUUGCUUUGAGUUCCUUAAAGCAGAUAUUUACUACAGAUGUGUACAGAGGUUUGUUAGGUUUAGCAACAUGGUGGAGUUGUUUUGCAUUGUUUGCAACUACCGCUAUGGGUAUGUUUUAUCAAUCAUACUUCACUAGCAUGUAAGGAAAUUACAAGGAAGAACAUUUGAUGUCAUUUCGCACAAACUUACGUCAUUUAUUAUAAUUGGUUCGUUACUACUGAAACCAUUGGAUUACUGCAUAAAUCCUGAAAUUGAUGUAUUUUAAAAGGAAAUACCUAUAUGAAGGUAUGCACAAUACUGGCUGUUCGAAAGAAACAGUAAUACUAUAAAACUUUUAUGGUAUAUAUAUAGCAAUACGAAUGAUGCGAUUGCAAUACGAAUAAAUACUAUUUAAAAAAAGUUUAAGAUUAGCAAUUGCAAAUUCUUUUUAUAUUGUACAACAUAUAACGUUUAUAUAAAGAAUUAAGAAAGUACUGUAUCAUAAAGUGUAGCAAAUAUAAAAGCAGAGAAAUUUUAAAAUGUUUUACAACUAAAUAUAAAUAAGACUUUAAAUUGUAUGCAAGGCAUAAAUAAAUUGAAUCACUGCCAGGAAACAGUAUUUGGUAUUCUACGAGGAACUAACUGAUUACAAUUAAUAACUCGUCUGUGUGACAGUUCUUGAUGAAAUUGGUCGAAAGUCGCUUUCAUCGCUGAUAUUACAAUCGUAGAUGGAUCGUAUGGAAAUAUUUCACUGCCAUGUAAAUAUUUGCUUGAACAGUAUGUAAUUAAAACCUUGUGUAUAUUUCUGUACAGUAUUUAUUAAAAAUUUUGCGUACAAUAAUUAAUAGUUUUAUUUAAAAAAUCAUAACAAGU